Molecule: messenger RNA, 1558 nt
Organism: Pollicipes pollicipes
Lineage: Eukaryota; Metazoa; Arthropoda; Thecostraca; Pollicipedomorpha; Pollicipedidae
Product: galactoside alpha-(1,2)-fucosyltransferase 1-like
Exons: 4
Coding region: 1-345 (114 amino acids)
Biological process (GO): carbohydrate metabolic process
Cellular component (GO): membrane
Molecular function (GO): galactoside 2-alpha-L-fucosyltransferase activity
Source: RefSeq, a predicted model, not a curated record
AUGGACGAUACAAGAACCCACUAUUCGAUCUUGACUAGUGAUGACCUGUCAUGGUGCAGGGAGCACCUGCAGGCCGACGACGUGUACGUGCUCGGUGACAGCCGCACCGAGACCCCCGGUCCUGGACGGGACCUGGCUCUGCUGGCCGCCUGCAACCACACCGUGUUCGACUACGGCACCUACGGCUUCUUCGGAGCCUUCCUCGCAGGCGGCGACAUGAUCCUGGCGGACGGGUUUGCUGAGCUGGAGCACGAAAUUGUGACCGAGCUGCGUGUGGGCGGUAUCAAUGCCACGUUUCUGGACCCCAACGGCGUGCUACUGCCCCACUGUGUGCUCUGCACGUGACGUUAGGCUGUUGUUCCACUGUGUGUUCUGCACGUGACGUUAAGCUGUUGUUCCACUGUGUGUUCUGCACGUGACGUUAGGCUGCUGCCUCACUGUGUGUUCUGCACGUGACGUUAGGCUGCUGCUCCACUGUGUGUUCUGCACGUGACGUUAGGCUGCUGCCCCACUGUGUGUUCUGCACGUGACGUUAGGCUGCUGCUCCACUGUGUGUUCUGCAGGUGACGUUAGGCUGCUGCCCCACUGUGUGUUCUGCACGUGACGUUAGGCUGCUGCUCCACUGUGUGUUCUGCACGUGACGUUAGGCUGCUGCUCCACUGUGUGUUCUGCACGUGACGUUAGGCUGCUGCCUCACUGUGCGCUCUGCACGUGACGUUAGGCUGCUGCUCCACUGUGUGUUCUGCACGUGACGUUAGGCUGCUGCUCCACUGUGUGUUCUGCACGUGACGUUAGGCUGCUGCCUCACUGUGCGCUCUGCACGUGACGUUGGGCUGCUGCCCCACUGUGUGUUCUGCACGUGACGUUAGGCUGCUGCCCCACUGUGUGUUCUGCACGUGACGUUAGGCUGCUGCCUCACUGUGCGCUCUGCACGUGACAUCAGACUCCUGUGUCAUGCAGGGAUCUCCGCAGACGAAGAGAGAAGUACCAAUAAUUGUCAUGACACUUGCCUUCAGCUGACAACCCGGGUCCGCGUGCCGAAAAACACCAGUGUGCAAACUUGUACCUCGGAACCUGCGUUGUCAACUGGCUGGUUCGAAACAUACCAGUGACGACUUUUGGACAGCAUUCGAUGAUGUGCCGACGGCGGAAAGCCGUCAUGCCCGCAUGUUUUGCUGAAAUGGGUUGCACUCAUUAAUAAUAUAUUUGAGCUGGAUGAGCAAAUGGCUGGCAGUGUAAAUGGGGGCGGCGCGAAUAGGUGGCUGUGGGUGGGUGCAAUGUCUCCGAUUCUGAGGCGAGCGCACGCAUUCUCCAAGCGGUCUUUUCGGCGUCGAGAUGGCCAGGGCGUGAUGUCAGGAUUAAUGUCACGAGGUUGUGUCCCAGUGGUGUUCGUCCAAUGUCGUACCCAAACACGCUUUGUCAGUGUGCGAAUAGAAGACUAUAGAUGUGUAAUCAAAAGAGGUGUGCGUUGUUUGUAUGGCUGAGAGAGCUUUUUUGGCCAAUUGGUCAGCCCUGGUCAUUCCCCAUGAUGGCUCUAUGGCCUGAAUUCAUCAACAUU